This is a messenger RNA of Argentina anserina (silverweed cinquefoil), 1795 nucleotides long. Its product is annotated as delta(8)-fatty-acid desaturase 1-like. Gene Ontology annotation, molecular function: oxidoreductase activity, acting on paired donors, with oxidation of a pair of donors resulting in the reduction of molecular oxygen to two molecules of water. Gene Ontology annotation, biological process: lipid metabolic process. NCBI's taxonomy places the organism in Eukaryota, Viridiplantae, Streptophyta, Magnoliopsida, Rosales, Rosaceae. The transcript has a single exon. The record is from RefSeq and is a predicted model, not a curated record. The coding region runs from base 211 to 1557 and encodes 448 amino acids. Gene Ontology annotation, cellular component: membrane.
UCCAGAAUAUUAUCAUCCCCACCCAGAAAUCGAUUUCCCCGGAUUUGAAAACAGAUCCAGAAACCCAAUUCAGAAAAAAAAAAAACCAGUCUCACAACCAAAGAAACAAACCCCACUUGGGAAUACAUCCCAAUCUCAGGGUUUGUUUUCUGAAGGUUUCACUCUGUUUUUUUUUUUUUCUAAAUUUUGAUUUGUUGCGAUUGAUCAAUAAUGGAGGAGCAGAAGCGGAAGUACAUAACCACAGAGGAGCUGAGUCUGCACAACAAGCCGGAGGAUUUGUGGAUCUCUAUUCAGGGGAAGGCGUACAAUGUCACCGACUGGGUGAAGGACCACCCGGGCGGCGGUGAGCCUCUUCUCAAUUUGGCCGGGCAGGAUGUGACGGAUGCUUUCAUUGCUUAUCAUCCCGGUACAGCCUGGAAGUACCUGGACAAAUUCUUUACCGGGUACUACGUCAAAGAUUUCGAAGUCUCCGAUGUGUCGAGGGAUUUCCGGAAGCUGUACUCGGAGUUUCUGAAGAUGGGGCUUUUCGAGAAGAAGGGGCAUGUGCAGCUUUACAAUAUGGCGAGCGUGGCGGUUAUGUUGGGGUUGGUUGUGUACGGGGUGGUGAGAUCCGAGAGUGCUUUGGUGCAUAUGGGGUGUGGGUUUUUGUUGGGUUUGCUUUGGAUUAUUGCGGCCUACAUGGGUCAUGAUUCCGGGCAUUAUGUUGUGAUGAAGAGCGAGUUUUGGAACAGCGUGACGCAGAUUCUGGCGGGAAAUUGCGUUACUGGGAUCAGCAUUGCUUGGUGGAAGUGGACUCAUAAUGCGCAUCAUAUUGCUUGUAACAGUCUAGAUUACGACCCUGAUCUGCAGCACAUUCCGGUGUUUGCGGUUUCGACGAGGUUUUUCAGUUCGCUGACCUCGGUGUUUUAUGGGAGGGAGCUGACGUUUGAUGCUGUGGCGAGGUUCUUGAUUGGGUACCAGCAUUUUACUUACUAUCCGGUGAUGAUUUUCGGGAGGAUUAAUCUUUUUAUACAGACGUUUUUGCUGCUGUUUUCGAAGAGGCCGGUGCCGCAUAGGUUGAAGAACAUUUUCGGGAUUCUUGUGUUCUGGACUUGGUUUCCUUUGUUGGUUUCGUGCCUGCCGAAUUGGGGAGAGAGGGUGAUGUUUGUGCUGAUUGCUUUCGCCGUCACGGCUCUGCAGCAUGUUCAGUUUACAUUGAAUCAUUUCUCUGGGGAUACAUAUGUUGGGCCUCCAAAGGGGAAUGAUUGGUUUGAGAAGCAGACGGCUGGGACGAUUGACAUUUCGUGUUCGAGUUGGAUGGAUUGGUUGUUUGGUGGGUUGCAGUUUCAACUUGAGCACCAUUUGUUCCCGAGGUUGCCUAGAUGCCAGUUGAGGAAGGUUUCGCCUAUCAUUCAAGAGCUGUGCAAGAAGCACAAGUUGCCUUAUAGGAGUUUGUCAUUCUGGGAUGCCAAUGUGUCCACCAUUAGGACGCUUAGGACUGCUGCCCUGCAGGCUAGGGACCUGACCAACCCUGUUCCGAAGAACUUGGUCUGGGAGGCUCUUAACACCCAUGGCUGAGAGUUUUGCGUGUCGCCGAGGUAUCUAAUUAUAGGAUGAACAAAGUGAUUAUUAUAUCUCAGAAGUCUUUUGCAAUUCGAAAUUUGAUGUUAUGACAUUUUUUUUGCUAUAUGUGAUUCAAGUAUGUUUCUCCAUGUCUACUACACCUCUCUAGGAAUUUAUUAACUUUCCGCUGAUUUGCAUUUUUAAGUAUUAUAGAGGAUGUAUCUCUAUUUUGUAAAUCUUAUUUGUUCUUCCU